Brassicogethes aeneus is the source of this 1168-nucleotide messenger RNA. NCBI's taxonomy places the organism in Eukaryota, Metazoa, Arthropoda, Insecta, Coleoptera, Nitidulidae. The record is from the annotation of a GenBank genome assembly.
GCGCUGACAACGGAGAGUGGUGUGGUUCGUCCGCUUUGUGUUUCUGACGUUUAACUGUUUCGCUUGCGACAUAAAAACUUUAUAAUAAACAUAGAAAAGGAUUUAGUUAUAAUAAUAGGUUUCGUAAUGACUACGGAAAAAGUGCAUGUGCCUGUUUCAAAGAUUAUCCUCGACAUUGUUUUGAUUCAGUGCGUUGGAUGGCCGAUUUUAUUUUUGUUUCUCUACGGAACCGCCUUUCACCGAGGGUUCUUCUGCGAUGACGAAGACUUAAAACAUCCAUUCCACGAAUCCACUAUUCCAAGCUGGUCUUUGUAUAUUAGUGGAUUGGGACUGAAUGUUUUAGUGAUGACAUUGACUGAAUGGUUGAACCCUCCUCCUGAAAACAGGGAAACAAUAAUAAAGGGCUUUAAAAUCCCCAACUGGCUGGUCAACGCUUACUGCGCAAUAGGAAUAUUUGCGUUCGGCGCCUGCUGCUCGCAACUGACCACGGACGUGCUGAAGUACACUAUCGGCAGAUUCCGGCCUCAUUUUUUGAACGUGUGCGAACCUGACGUUUGCAAAGAUGUGCACAGUCCCAAUUAUAACAUUUACCAUGUCGACGAUUACAAUUGCACCAACCCGAUGUACAGGAAUAACAAACGAAUUAUGAAGGAAAUAAGACUAUCAUUUCCCUCAGGACAUUCUUCGUUCUCCCUAUAUUGUAUGUUAUAUUUUGCAAUUUAUUUGCAUAGAAGAAUGACUUGGGACAGAUCAAAACUAUUAAGGCACAUGCUGUCUUUCUUGGCAGUACUAUACUCCCUAUUCAUUGGAAUGACACGUGUAUCUGACUACAAACAUCACUGGAGCGACGUGCUGACUGGGUUUGCUAUCGGAUCAUCCAGUGCUAUAAUUACAGCCAGAUGUUUUUCGAAUCUUUUCGCCGACAGACCGAAUAAUAAAGAAAUUACAGAACUGAAUGGAAGCAAUAUGAUAAACAUAUAAAUGUGUAUAUGUUGUGUUUAACUAUCUGUUUUUCUAGCCCUAUAAGAAAUGACCAGAACUCGUUCUAAUCCUAAGUAUUAUUUAUUGUUAAUAACGAUGAUUACUGCCGAAUUUUACUAGGUAGAAUUUAAUAGACUAAAGUUAAAAAGCUUUAUUUGUAAAGCCCAAUUACCUACAAUGAAUUUUU